AUGCCCGACGGGGCGAAUUUACGCGUGGCGGCGCUCAAGAAGCGUGCCUCGGCUGCGCCUAACCCUCCCUUGGAAGAGGAGGAGGAAGAAGCGGAUACCCUUGGCGACCUCCCUGGGGAGCGUCCUUCACGUGUUGUGAACCCUGGGCUGCUUGUCCCCCCCGCCCGCGCCCCCGCGGCCUAUACACCGGAAAAGUCAGACGACUGCUUCGCGGCGGCUCUGGAAGUCGAGAUUCCCGUGGACGGCGCCGAGGUCCCUGCGAAAGUGCGCACCUACUUUACUCCGCCCCGGAAUGCUGCGCCGGACGGGAGCUUGGCGAAUACGACGGUGUUUGUGUGCCACCAUGGCGCCGGAUUCGGCGCGCUUUCCUUUGCGCUUAUGGCAAAAGAGGUAACGCGGCUCACGCGCGGCGAAGUCGGCGUUCUGGCGUACGACUGCCGCGGGCACGGGCGCUCGCAAUAUCCCGACAAUGUGGUGCGCGACAUGUCGCUCGACGCGCUCACCUCGGAUCUCUGGUCGGUACUCUCGACCGUCUUUCCGGAGGAGCACAAACGCCCUGCGUUUGUCCUGAUCGGCCACUCGAUGGGCGGCGCUGUCGUAACAUCUGUUGCACAUGCCCUUCAGUCGCGCUCGCUUGCGCGGGUGAGCGGCGUGGCGAUGAUCGACAUUGUCGAAGGCACGUCGCUGCGUCUCCUACCCCAGAUGGGCGAAAUCGUCCGGCGCCGUCCUGAAGGGUUCGUCAGUGUCGAGGCUGCGAUCCAGUGGCACGUCGAGACACGCACGAUCCGCAACCUGGACAGUGCGCGACGCAGCGUCCCUUCGCUCGUCCGCAAAGUGCCGUCGUGCGAGCCGCUUGCUUAUCGCUGGUCGGCCGAUCUUAUUUCUACGGAGCCCUUUUGGCGAGGCUGGUUUACAGGGCUCUCGAGCCGGUUCCUGACGUGCCGCGCGGCGCGGCUGCUCAUCCUUGCCGAGACCGACAAUCUCGACCAGGAGCUGAUGAUUGGGCAGAUGCAAGGCAAAUACCAACUGAAUGACCAGCCUCAAGCUACGGCACGCACCCUCGUCCAGUUCUGGGAACGCAACGAGAAGCUCUCGCUGCCCAUCCCCGGACUGAAGAAAGUAGGCCAGGCGUAG
Molecule: messenger RNA, 1134 nt
Organism: Malassezia japonica
Lineage: Eukaryota; Fungi; Basidiomycota; Malasseziomycetes; Malasseziales; Malasseziaceae
Gene: PPE1
Product: protein phosphatase methylesterase-1
Exons: 2
Coding region: 1-1134 (377 amino acids)
Biological process (GO): protein demethylation
Molecular function (GO): protein methylesterase activity
Source: RefSeq, a predicted model, not a curated record